Molecule: messenger RNA, 1489 nt
Organism: Carassius gibelio (silver crucian carp)
Lineage: Eukaryota; Metazoa; Chordata; Actinopteri; Cypriniformes; Cyprinidae
Product: poly [ADP-ribose] polymerase tankyrase-1-like
Exons: 9
Coding region: 41-1165 (374 amino acids)
Molecular function (GO): protein binding; NAD+ poly-ADP-ribosyltransferase activity
Source: RefSeq, a predicted model, not a curated record
GAUCUGUGUUUAACAGGCUGAUGACAUCCGUGCGCUGCUGAUGGACGCCAUGCCCCCUGAUGCUCUGCCCAGCUGUUUCAAACCGCAGGCCACCGUGCUCAGCGCCGCUCUCAUAUCACCCGCCUCCACACCCUCCUGCCUCUCCGCUGCCUCCAGCAUCGAUAACCUGGCCGGGCCCCUCUGCGACGGGGCCAGUGGAGGGGCGAUAGGACCCGCUGAUGGGGCCUCCGGAACAGAGCGCAAGGAAGGAGAUGCAGUCCUGGAUAUGAACAUUUCACAAUUCAUGAAGAGUCUGGGGCUCGAACAUUUGAGGGACAUCUUCGAGAGAGAACAGAUCACUCUGGAUGUGUUGGCCGAUAUGGGUCACGAGGAGCUCAAGGAGAUCGGCAUCAAUGCUUACGGACACCGUCACAAACUCAUCAAAGGCAUCGAGAGGCUGCUGGGAGGACAGCAGGGUGCUAACCCAUACCUGGCGUUCCACUGCACCAAUCAGGGCACAGUUUUGAUCGACCUGGCCGUGGAUGAUAAAGAGUUUCAGUCUGUUGAGGAAGAGAUGCAAAGCACAAUUCGAGAGCACAGGGACGGAGGAAACGCAGGUGGCGUUUUCAAUCGAUACAAUAUUCUCAAGAUCCAGAAGGUGGUGAAUAAGAAACUGAGAGAGCGAUACGCACACAGGCAGAAAGAGAUCGGAGAUGAGAAUCACAGCCACCAAAAUGAACGGAUGCUGUUUCACGGAUCUCCAUUCAUAAAUGCCAUCAUCCAUAAAGGAUUUGAUGAGCGUCAUGCCUAUAUCGGUGGCAUGUUUGGAGCUGGCAUAUAUUUUGCAGAGAACUCCUCUAAGAGUAACCAGUAUGUCUAUGGCAUCGGAGGCGGCACAGGCUGCCCCACUCAUAAAGACCGGUCCUGUUACGUGUGCCACAGGCAAAUGUUGUUCUGCCGUGUGACGUUGGGAAAGUCCUUCCUGCAGUUCAGCGCCAUGAAAAUGGCCCACGCUCCCCCUGGACAUCAUUCUGUGAUCGGCCGUCCCAGUGUCAACGGCCUGGCCUACGCCGAGUACGUGAUCUACCGCGGAGAACAGGCCUUCCCAGAGUAUCUCAUCACUUAUCAGAUAUUGAAGCCGGACAGCACGCCUCAGUCCUCCACAGGAGCAGAGCAGAAAUCAUAGUCAGACACUGCGUUUCUACACUCGCUCACUCACUCGCUCACCCACUCACUCACUCAUUGUUUCUCACUAUAGUUGCACAAUGGAAAUGUGAACGUUCCCAUGUACCCAGAUUUUGGAAUUCUUCUGUAUGAAUUAUGAAUUUGCACUUUUAAAAAACAAGUUACUUAAGUUAUUUGAAAAUAGUUGCAAUUGUGAAGUCAAAUGUACAGGUAGUAUAAAGAAAACAUGUAAAACUGACUGCUAUUUGAGUUGUAUUUUAAUGGAACUUUUUUUUUUUUUUUUGAGUCUGUUAAUUUCUUUUAAAUAAAUAUCAUCAGAACAGGA